Messenger RNA from Zingiber officinale, 1326 nucleotides. RefSeq lists its product as uncharacterized. Bases 1 to 1326 code for a protein of 441 amino acids. The transcript is spliced from 3 exons. NCBI's taxonomy places the organism in Eukaryota, Viridiplantae, Streptophyta, Magnoliopsida, Zingiberales, Zingiberaceae. The record is from RefSeq and is a predicted model, not a curated record.
AUGGCUGAUGGUAAGGCCACCCUUUGGUAUUCACGCUUUAUUUCUGAUAUAGAUGAUCAUGACCUUUCUAUGAUUCGGUCUAACCCACGACUGAGCGAUGCGUAUGAACUUAGUGUUCCAACACCCCAGGAACACCCCGCAAACCCUCCGGAAGGCUUCAUGACCGUUUUUAGAGACCAUAUUUUAGGCGGCCUUCGGUUUCCUAUCCAUCCCUUCCUUUUAUCCCUAAGCCAAUACUUCGGCAUCUGCCUCUCUCAAUUUGCCCCCAACUUCUUCAGAGCCGUUAGGCCUGGUUUCAAGUUCUUUUCUGACAUGCCCUCUUCCCACAAGGGAUGGAAGUCUCGUUUCUUCUUCAUUAGACCACCUGACCCCUUGGUCGAGCUGACCCAGUGGUGCUUUGACGUCCCUUCCAACCUCCCUAUACAUCAACACCAGCCUUCCUGUAACGCCACUUCAGAAAAACUCCAAGGCGUGAGCGUUAGCUUGUCUAUUUUACUGUUGGAAGGCUUUAUGUAUUUAUUCGGGCUCAGCCCCGAUCGGGCGGACAUAGGGGCUCCAUUUGAGGCUGUCAUGCUCCGAGCGUACUCCUCAGACGUAAAACGCCAAUCUAUCUCUUAUUUAAAAGCUUUAAGCUCAGAGAUUAAACAGGGUUUGGCAGCUUCUUCUCAGUCCAGUACUUCUGCCUCCCGGUCUAUUCCCUCUGCUCCACCGCUAGCCCCCCUUGCGCCGAUCCAGGAGGACACUUCUUCGGCCCUUCCUCUGCAUGUGACUCCUAUGGAGGACUUAGUCAUGGUGGUAGAGGACCCAACCCCUACAGAGCGGGCUGAGGAAGAGCGGGCUGCCUCUCCUCCGCUGGCCAAACGUCUAAAGCUUCAGCGCAAAAGGAAAAGGGUUAUUCCAGCAACUCCGGCAUCACCCCCACCUCCCUCUGGCCGUCGCUUUGUUGCUACUCCCCAUUCUCCAGAAACCAGGGCUGCUACUCCUGACCGGGAGAUUGCUUUGGGGCCGGAGGUUCCCGUUAUGUCACCCCAGAUAUCUGCCCCAACUCCCGGUCUGGUUAUAACUUCUGAUCAGGCCUCUUUUCCUGCUACAACUUCCUCUCCCGGGCAGCUACCCCUUCCUUUAAUGGAUCAGCCCGGAAGUUCUGCCACUCAAUCUGCCUCCCUUCCUUUAGCUGCUCCCAUCUCUGCUCCUAGGUCUCGAAGGAAAAUUCGCAAGAAGUAUUCAUUUACUGACUCUUGGCGCCUGCCUUCUUCCACAGAGCCGGGUGCUGCCGAAGAGACUGCAGAAGAGGCUCCUCCCCCGGUUGCCCUGGUUGAAUUAUAG